Carassius carassius (crucian carp) is the source of this 1079-nucleotide messenger RNA. Its product is annotated as mitotic spindle assembly checkpoint protein MAD2B. The record is from RefSeq and is a predicted model, not a curated record. NCBI's taxonomy places the organism in Eukaryota, Metazoa, Chordata, Actinopteri, Cypriniformes, Cyprinidae. The transcript is spliced from 8 exons. Gene Ontology annotation, cellular component: zeta DNA polymerase complex. The coding region runs from base 290 to 922 and encodes 210 amino acids.
CUGUUCUCCGACAGAUUACAGAAGAAAAGAGUAAAUAUCCUUCGAGGGGGGAUAACCUCCUGUGUUGUUUUAUAAAAUUUUUGUUUAUAUACUGCUUACUUGUAAAUGACAGACAUUUUCCCAAUAAUCGGACUGUAUUAUAGUUUUUCUUGUAUUUUCGUAGAGAACGGUAUUUUUUUCUGAAUACAACACUAUCACGCGUAUUCUGUAGCAACCAUGCAUGAUCGCUGAUCUUUUAUAAGCGAGACGCUGCUUUUUCAUUAAAGGUUGUUGCAUCUAUGACCUCAUUAUGGCCACUCUGACGAGGCAGGACCUUAAUUUCGGGCAGGUUGUUGCUGACAUUCUGUGUGAGUUUUUGGAAGUGGCCAUUCACCUGAUUCUCUAUGUCAGAGAUGUCUAUCCAUCUGGUAUCUUUCAGAAAAGGAAGAAAUACAACGUACCUGUGCAGAUGUCAUGCCAUCCAGAUUUAAAUCAGUACAUUCAAGACACACUGCAUUGUGUCAAGCCACUGAUAGAGAAAAAUGAGGCUGAGAAGGUUGUAGUGGUGAUCAUGGAUAAAGAGCACCAUCCAGUGGAGAGAUUUGUGUUUGAGAUCUCACAGCCUCCACUGCUGUCCAUCAGCUCAGAGACUCUGCUGUCUCAUGUUGAGCAGCUGCUGAGAGCGAUGAUCCUAAAGAUCAGUGUGUGUGACGCUGUCCUAGACAACAAUCCUCCAGGAUGCACAUUCACGGUGCUUGUACACACCAGGGAAGCUGCCACAAAAAACAUGGAGAAAGUUCAGGUCAUCAAGGAUUUUCCAUGGAUUGUAGCAGAUGAGCAGGAAGUUCACAUGGAAGAUGCAAAACUCAUUCCUCUAAAAACAAUGACUUCUGAUAUCCUCAAGAUGCAGCUCUAUGUUGAAGAAAAAACACAGAAAACUUGAUGCUGUGGAUCACAUGAAAGCAUCUGCAGGGUGUAAGACAGUAAACAGGAACUGAUUUUUUGUUUUUGUUUUUUUGAGUGAAAACAGGAUUGUUUACAUACUUGGGUUUGGUAAAAUGAAGAAUGUUGAGCUGGACUGUGCAUCUUGUUAAGUAGAA